AUGGCGCUCACGGUGGAGUUGCUCAGGGCGCGAAUCCCUUUCAUCGCUUCGGCGGUCUUUCUCGUAUUCGCGCUGAGCGAGCAUUUGCGAUUCACAUCGGUCACCUCGGUCACCUCGGUCACGGAGAAACUAAAGACCGAACGCUGCCAAGCCCCUCUGCUCACCUCGGUCGUGGACUAUGACCUCGACUCCGCGUCGCAGGAGACAUUACGUAUGCUGGAUAACUACUUCACAACGCUGCGUGCGCACUCGAAGAUCGAGUUUGUGGCCCUGGCUUCGUCGGAGGAACGGUGCGAGCGGGUGAAGCAACGGUGGGGGGAGGCCUGCAGAGUAUUCCACCUCGGUGAGUACCGAUGGACGAAGCAGCUCAUCGGUCGAGAGAUUCUCGCGAUGCUUCGUGAGAGCCGCCGCCCGGUGGUGCUCGUCGAUACGGAUAUGAGAGUGGGGUUGGACCCGGAGCCUCUGCUCGCCAAGCUCUCGUGUGAUUUUGGGGUGGACUUUGCUGGCGGCGGCGAGGCGAAGUGGAACAUCAACACCGGCUUUCUGUUCUUCGCGCCUACGCCCGUCGCCGAGUCGAUCGCCACUUGCGUCGUGGACUGGAUCGACCUGGUCCGAUCGGACGUCGACGGCGCUUUCAAGAAGUACGUCCUUGAUACCGUGCCCGAGGACGCGAGGAUCGAGGGGAAAUCAGACGUCAGACGCGCGGAUGCGACGGCGAUGUCGUUUGAGCAGGACGUCGUCAAGGACUGCGCCCGUAACGCCGUGACUAACGAGACAGAGAUGCGGUUCAGCGUACAUAUCGCACGGAAGCGCGUCGCGGGGACUGCGGAUUUCGCAGAAGACGUACACCUGGACGUGCCGCCUCCUGGCGGAGGGAUAGGAUGGUACGACGGGAGCAAAUGUAAUCCUGUCGUGAGGGCAGCCGGCGAGAUUAGGUGUGCGACAACACACGACAAGCAAGGGAUGCUGGCUGUGGUCAGACUUCCCAUAUACCACAGUCAAAUGGCGAUGCGGGCGGACGAGCAUGCAGCGUUUCGUCACUGUAUUGGGAAAGAGCCGGCGUGUCUUUACGAAGGGAAUUGA
Messenger RNA from Micromonas commoda, 1083 nucleotides. RefSeq lists its product with no specific name. Lineage: Eukaryota; Viridiplantae; Chlorophyta; Mamiellophyceae; Mamiellales; Mamiellaceae. The record is from RefSeq and is a predicted model, not a curated record. The coding region runs from base 1 to 1083 and encodes 360 amino acids. The transcript has a single exon.